CACAAAUGAUGAUGGAAUUAAAUGGGGAACGCAAACGAUAUAAAUCACGACAGAUCGAAACUAAAAGUGGUAUUGUUGAAGGGAAGGAAUUACGUUGCAGCAAAGGUCCAAUUGAUGUGUUCCUUGGCAUACCAUAUGCAAAACCACCGAUCGGAGAACGUCGAUUUAAGAAGCCUGAAAAGAUUUGUCCAUGGAGUGGUAUUAUGAAAUGUAAACGAUAUCAAAGUCGAGCGCCUCAAAAAGAUUUUUUUUGGGAUCGAAUAGAUUUAGGUGUUGGGAAGAAUGAAGAUUGUCUUUAUUUGAAUAUUAUCACACCGAAAUGGAAACCACAACCUGAAUUUAAGAAUGGAUUUCCGGUAAUGUUUUACAUUCAUGGUGGUGGUUAUAUGAUCGAUUCGGCAGUAAAAUAUCAUUACUCGAAAAUUGCUAGACUUCUGGUAUGCAAGGAUGUGACUGUUGUAACAAUUCAGUAUCGCCUUGGCUUUCUUGGUUUUUUCACCAUCGGUAAUGAAAUUUGCCCAGGGAAUUUUGGUAUUUGGGAUCAGAUUAUGGCUUUAAAGUGGGUGAAAGAGAAUAUCAUAUAUUUUGGUGGUGAUCCCGAUCGCAUUACUAUUGUUGGCCAAAGUGCUGGUGCUGCAUCGGCUGAUCUCCUAGCUUUAUCACCUUAUAGUCGAGAUCUCUUCAAUCAAAUUAUAUUGUUAGGCGGUAAUGCUGAAUGUCCUUGGGCGGUAAUAGAUGUUAAAGUAGUAAGCGAUUAUUGUUAUCAACAUGCUAAAAAAUUAGGUACGGAUAAUGCAGAAAUGAUAAAAUAUCUCCGUAAACUACCAGCAUCAAAAUUUGCUGGUAGAUUAAUAGGUAAUAAAGAAUUAUUUACCACUGGUCGUUUACCAUUAACACCAGUGAUAGAUGGUGAUCUGUUACCGUGUUCCAUUUCGGAACUUCGAAAACAAUCACCCACAAAACCUUCGAUUGUUGGUCUUACCGAAGAUGAAGGACAACUUUUUGUAGCAAUCGGUCGAUUAUCAUGCGAUAUGAAAGAUAUUGAAAUGGGAAUUCGAGUAUUGGCGAACAGUAGUAAAAAGAGCGAAAUUGAUAUCACAGAAAUAGUCCGUCAAAUUUAUUUAAAUCGUGGCGAUAGCAAUAUUAACGGUCGACAAAAUAUUCAACGAGCCUUUAUUGACAUGCUUGGUGAUUUAACCAGUAAUUAUGGGACACGAUUAUACACGGAUAAAUUGGUUGAACGAGGUGAAACCGUUUAUAUGUAUUCGUUAGAACACUGUAAUCCGGCCUGCUAUGGUUUCUUUAAUUUUUAUCUUCCAUACAAAAGUUCGUUCCGGUUUUUAAAUUUCGUGGAUAAAUAA
Acanthocheilonema viteae is the source of this 1361-nucleotide messenger RNA. Lineage: Eukaryota; Metazoa; Nematoda; Chromadorea; Rhabditida; Onchocercidae. The record is from the annotation of a GenBank genome assembly.